Wickerhamiella sorbophila is the source of this 651-nucleotide messenger RNA. RefSeq names its product putative maintenance of ploidy protein mob1. Gene Ontology annotation, biological process: signal transduction; positive regulation of protein phosphorylation; cell division. Gene Ontology annotation, molecular function: protein kinase activator activity. Bases 1 to 651 code for a protein of 216 amino acids. The transcript has a single exon. Gene Ontology annotation, cellular component: cytoplasm; nucleus. The record is from RefSeq and is a predicted model, not a curated record. NCBI's taxonomy places the organism in Eukaryota, Fungi, Ascomycota, Dipodascomycetes, Dipodascales, Trichomonascaceae.
AUGUCGUUUCUAACAUUGAAUGGACGUACACUGAAGACGUUCCGCACGAAAAAUGGGGCAGGGUCGAAACAAGGCACAGCUCUUCGUAAUUAUGCCCGGGCCACGCUAGGGUCGGAUGCUCUGCGUGAGGCUGUGAAACUACCUCCUGGCGAGGAUCUGCAUGAAUGGGUCGCUGUUCAUGUCGUGGACUUUUUCAACCAAGUCAAUAUGCUUUACAGUACUAUCACCAAGCUGUGUUCGCCCUCCAGCUGCCCCAAAAUGAUGGCCACUGAAGAGUAUGAGUACCUGUGGCAGGAUGCCCAGUCUUCACAUUACCGCAAGCCGACGCGAUUGAGCGCUCCUGAAUACGUGGAAAAUCUGAUGCAAUGGGUCCAACGCUAUUUGGACAACCCUGACUACUUCCCGAGUGCUCUUGGGGUCGAGUUUGCUCCUGGAUCCAUGCAGGUGUUCAAGACAAUUCUGCGCCGAUUGUUCAGAGUCUACGCCCACAUCUACUGCCACCACUUUGAGCAGAUCUCUGAACUUGGUCUUGAGCCUCAUUUGAAUACCAGUCUCAAGCAUUUUGUUUUGUUUUCCGAAGAAUUCGAUCUCGUCGACCCCGCCGAGUUUGGCCCCUUGGCAGAACUUAUCGAUAUGCUUAAAAAAGAGUGA